Exophiala bonariae is the source of this 972-nucleotide messenger RNA. RefSeq lists its product as uncharacterized. The transcript has a single exon. Gene Ontology annotation, biological process: protein dephosphorylation; regulation of ERK1 and ERK2 cascade; negative regulation of protein binding. NCBI's taxonomy places the organism in Eukaryota, Fungi, Ascomycota, Eurotiomycetes, Chaetothyriales, Herpotrichiellaceae. Gene Ontology annotation, molecular function: protein tyrosine/serine/threonine phosphatase activity; F-box domain binding. Gene Ontology annotation, cellular component: cytoplasm; nucleoplasm. The record is from RefSeq and is a predicted model, not a curated record. Bases 1 to 972 code for a protein of 323 amino acids.
AUGGCUACCAACGACCAGACCAUCUCAAUUCCCUCACCUUAUACCCAAUCAUUUCCCUACAGCGACAAACGCCAGUUUGAGUCACCCAGGGUUCAUGUCCCUCCUCCAAUCCUUGAUUACCAGGAUGGAAAGCCAUCUUUUCAUGUAACAACCGACACAUUCAAGCACACAAACGCCGAAUAUGGAAACCCCGUUUUGCUGGAUUCUAUGAGAUCCUGUCAUAGCCUCCACAUGAUCCACAGCAUGCUCUCAUGGCGAUACGAGAUGCGCAGAGCUGCUCAGCCUGUCCUCCCGUAUCUCUAUCUUGGCCCUAGCAGCGCCGCAAGAGACCAUGCAUUCCUCGAAGCCUCCGGCAUAACCCUGAUGAUUGCUGUGCGCAGUGUCAAGGCCGUGCAGGCUCGCCCUGCCUUCUUAAAUCCAGCGUCGUUUAUCCUGACCUCAGGAAUUCCCACAUUGUCUUUCGACUUUGAUUCAACUUACGACUUCGUAUCCAAAUUACGCUCCAUCAUAAAAUCAAUCAACGAACACAUUGAACAGACCUGUACAAAACUCCCAGUUGAAACUGUAAGCGACAUUGCUGGAAAAGUGCUCAUAUUCUGCGAGUCUGGGAACAACCGCUCACCAGUUUUGGUCGCUGCAUACCUUAUGAUCAUCUAUGGCGUUGACGCUUUCUCUGCAAUCCAUGUCAUACAAUCUCAACGCUUUUGUAUCACCAUGUCUGAUGACCUUAAAAAUGUACUGCUAGACCUGCAACAUAUCCUCGAGGCACAACGCACUGUAUCGGCUGCCAAAGCACAAUCCACCGACUUGUAUAGUCUCCCGAGUCAGCUCUCCCGCUCGCCCUUGUCUGCGAAACGAAACCUUGAUGACAUGGAGGCGUCAGAUGAUGAUAUGGAGUCUGACUCUUCCGAGUAUGGGCUAUCGUGCAGCAUUAGGGAGGGGGUUGCACCUUUCACAGACUCCGGUGAUUAA